AGGUGAGCGAGUGUCUGGAGGGGAGGACUCGGGAGCGCGACCAGCCGAGGGAUCGAUCGGAUUAAACUCGAUUUGAGUGAAAUUAACACAAAGGAGAGAAGAGCAACGCGCACUAGUCGGCGAGGUCGCGGAUGCGAGACACGCCGGAGAAAUAUUUCAUGAAAAGCAAAAAACUUGAACUUUUUUCUUCUGUUUAUUUAUAUUUCAAACUGAAAAGGACCACGGUGGAUUUUUUUUUCCAGCAAGCGGAGAUACUAACCCUACUAACGAGGAGUUGAUUUGAUAAAAAGCCGAAGUGACCGAGCUUGUUGGGAACCUUAAUGAGGACCAUGGAGUAGAUCACUUCAAAUUAGCAGCUAUCUGAUUAGCUCCUCACUGCACAGCACACCUCCCUCUGUCAAGUCCCCUCCAUCUCUGGGCCCCCCACCCAGCCAUGGCAGACCCAGGGAUGUUGAGCUUAUUCGGGGAUGAUGCAGGGCUGUUCUCAGAUGGAUUAGAUGGUUUAGGAGACUGCUUUCCUCAGCAGUCAGCCCCUGGCCAGUCCAACCCACUAGCCCAGCAGACUAAUCCCUCUCUGAACCAUGAGCACCAGGGAAACAGGGGUUUCCACCAGGGGAUGAUCCAUGGUGCUGGGCCUGGCCCAGGGCAGCCUAAAUUGGGGCAAAUGUACGACCAUGUCCCCUACGCUGGGUAUGAUCAGUCUGGUGCCCCUGGAGGACGAAUGAUUCCCCAGAACGGUCCCAGCCAGGGUCCUUCUAAUGUGAACACAGCCAUGAAUGGCAUGGCUUCCCACUACCAUAAUAGCCCAGCCAACUCUAGCAACCCCCACCAUGGGUACCAGGGUGAAGCUGGUGGAGGAGGGGGUGCGGGUGGAGUUUGGGGCCAGCAACAGCAGAGCAGAUCAGCUUAUCAGCAGGCUCCGGCACAACCAGGCGGCGCCCCCAACCAGAUGGGAGGCUAUCAGAUGUCUCAAGGCACCUAUGGUGGGAUGCAAGGUCCACCUACAUCCAAUCCAAAUGCAGCACGCAUGAACCAACACUACCCUCCACAGAGCAUGGCACCCCCUCCUGCUCAGGACCCAUCUCACUACUUGGGACAUGUUGGCAUGGGGGGUGGGCAGAUGAGACACCCCCAGCCUCAGCCACAGUCCCAGGGCUAUCCCAACUUGGGCCACACACCUCGAUACCCGCAGUCCCCUUCCCGACAGCCUCCACUUCCCCACCAGCACCAACAAGGCAUGGGGGGAUUUGGGGGAGCGCAGUAUCCUGGCUAUCAGACCCAGUAUGGAGCCAUGGGACCUGGGAUGGGCCAAGGUGCUAAUGCUAACGUCAGUGCUAACACCAGUCAGGCUAUUGGACCAGGACAACUUGGCCAGAGGUUUAACCAGGGAUCAGCUCCAGCACCAGGUCAACAGGGGCAACGUUACCCCCCUGGCCCACAACUUCAGACCCAUUCUGCCCCGAUGCAGCAGCAGCAGCAGCAGCAGGCUGGGCAGCAGGGCCAGCCUAUGCACCCCCUAAACCACCCACCGCACCCCCAAAAUCUACCCCAGCCUCAAAACCAACCCCAGUCCCACCUUGCCCCCCCAGCUCAGGGAACAUACCCCUCCCCCUCAUCCAUGUCACCUAUGCGAGUUUUGGGAGCCCCAACCCCUCCUCCCCAGCAGGGCAGACCCCCUAGCACAGGACUAGCUGGGCCCCCAGAGGUUGCAGGAUACACAGCGUUGCAAUCUCCACCCAGUGCAAUGGCCCUUCCACAGAGGACUCCCCAGUCACCUCUAUCUGCCCCACAUCCUCAACACCAGCAGCCCCACAGCAUGCCUCCCAGUGCAGGACAGAUGUAUCCUGGCAUGGGACCACAACGUGGUCCACAAAUGGGACCAAAUAGACCACAGCUUCAACAACAACAAGGGCCUCAUGAAGCCCCAGUCAACCAGGGGGGAGACCAGCGUCUGCUCCAUGCCCAGCAGCAGGCCUCUCGAAGUGGGCAGCCCAUGCAGACUGCUGCCAUGGGUUUCCAGGGUCCGCCUGUUGGUCAACAUGGAGCCCCUGUCCCAAACCAGGGCUUAGCACCGCCUGCCCAGAACACUCAGACGCAGCAUCCACAUCUGCCCCCACACCCUCACCACCUGCAGAGCACGCCCCCUCCCCCCAACCAAGCCUCCCACCCAUGGGCACCUCCGGCUCCCGCUUCCCACUCGCUCUCCUCACCCCCCCUCACCCCACAGAAAGUGCCUCACGUACAGCAUUCCCCUACUGACCCGUCAGGUGAUGCCUCAAUGAUGGUUCCUGACAGGCCAACGGUUGGUGCCGGUGCCCCCGGCCAGCCUAUCAGCACAGAGAAGCCCAGUGACCAGGAGACCAAGCCAAAAAAGAAAAAGAAGAAGAAAGCUAAAGUAUUGGAUGGAGAGGAAGACGAUGGAGGAAAGACAGUGGCGAGAGAAGGAGAGGAAGAAAUCAAUUCUGAAUUUCCUGGAACAGGAAGUGAUACAGUUGAACAUGUUGGUGGCACAGGAAUGGUAGAGGGAAGUUCACCACCAGUGGAGGAGAAGAAAAAGCGGAAAAAGAAACCAAAGGAGAAGGCAGAGGGCAAGGAGCCCAAAGAACCCAAGACCCCGAAGACACCCAAAACGCCCAAAACACCCAAGACCCCCAAAGAGCCCAAGGAACCUAAGGAGAAAAAAGCCAAGAGCUCCACACCCAAGACCAAGACUCCCAAGAAAACCAGCAGUAAAAAGGUGGAGUCAGACGGCGGAGCUAGUGCUGCUAAGAAAGAUUCCAAGAGGAAGAGAGAGGAGUCAGUCAGCGAUGAUGUGGAGGUGAAGUCUCCACCCCCCUCUCCACCUGAAGAUGAUGAUGAUGAUGGUGUACAGAAGCGCCGCUCUAGCCGUCAGGUUAAGAGGAAAAGGUACACGGAGGAUCUGGAGUUUAAGAUCUCUGAGGACGAUGACAGCGGGGACGAUUCACCAGCACCCAAAUCCCCGACCUCACAACAACAGGAUGUGGCUGAGGCUGAGGGGCCUGUUGUGGAGAAGAUCAUGGGCUUACGCAACUCCAAAAAACAGCUGGAGUCGGGGGAGGAAGUAGAGGUUGAGGAGUUCUACGUCAAGUUCAAGGGCUUUUCAUACCUUCACUGUCGCUGGGCAGACUUGGAGGAACUGGAAAAGGACAAGAGAAUACACCAGAAGAUCAAGAGGUUUAAGGCCAAACAACAACUGAACAACUUCAUAACUGAGAUGGAUGAUGAGCCUUUUAAUCCAGACUAUGUGGAGGUGGACCGUGUCCUGGACGUUUCAGAGAGCACAGAUGAAAAUGGAGAGACGGUGACCUUAUAUUUGGUGAAAUGGUGCAGUCUGCCUUACGAAGACUCCACCUGGGAGCUGAAGGCUGACAUCGACCAGUCCAAGAUAGAAGAAUAUGAGCGCAUCGCAGCACGUACACCCAACACUAAGAAAGUGGAUCGGCCACCUGCAGCUGACUGGAAAAAGCUGGAGGGCUCCAGGGAUUACAAGAACGGCAACGCACUCAGGGAAUACCAGCUAGAAGGCCUCAACUGGCUAACGUUCAACUGGUACAACUCGCGUAACUGUAUCUUGGCUGAUGAGAUGGGUCUAGGGAAGACCAUCCAGUCUAUUACAUUCCUUUAUGAGAUUUACAUGAAGGGCAUUGAAGGGCCAUUCCUGGUAAUCGCCCCACUCUCCACCAUCCCAAACUGGGAGAGAGAGUUCAGGACCUGGACCGAGCUCAAUGCUGUGGUCUACCACGGCAGCCAGGCCAGCCGCAAGACCAUCCAGGCCUAUGAGAUGUACUACAGAGACACACAGGGUAAGGUAAUAAAGGGAGUGUAUCGGUUCCAUGCGGUGAUAACAACCUUUGAGAUGAUUCUGACCGACUGUCCAGAACUCCGCAGUGUCCCAUGGCGCUGUGUGGUGAUAGAUGAGGCUCACCGCCUAAAAAAUCGAAACUGCAAACUACUGGAAGGACUCAAAAUGAUGGACAUGGAGCACAAAGUUCUGUUGACAGGAACUCCUCUCCAGAACACUGUGGAGGAGCUCUUCAGCUUGCUCAACUUCCUGGAGCCUGAGAGAUUCCCAUCUGAACAGACAUUCAUGACUGAAUUUGGAGAUCUUAAGACUGAAGAACAGGUUCAAAAAUUGCAAGCUAUUCUGAAGCCCAUGAUGCUGAGAAGACUGAAGGAGGAUGUGGAGAAAAACUUGGCACCCAAGGAGGAAACAAUCAUUGAGGUGGAGCUUACCAACAUCCAGAAGAAGUACUAUCGGGCCAUUUUGGAGAAGAAUUUCUCCUUCUUGUCCAAAGGAGGUGUAGGCGGAGGAGGAGGAGGUGGAGGAUCCAGUGUCCCCAACCUCCUCAACACCAUGAUGGAGCUGAGGAAAUGCUGCAACCACCCCUACCUCAUUAAUGGAGCGGAAGAGAAGAUCAUUGAGGAGUUCAGGGACUCCCAUGGGGGCAGGACAGACAUGCCGGAAAUGGCCCUUCAAGCCAUGAUCCAGGCAGCUGGCAAGCUGGUGCUCAUUGACAAGCUGCUGCCCAAACUAAAAGCCGGUGGACACAGGGUACUGGUGUUUAGUCAGAUGGUUCGCUGUCUGGACAUCCUGGAGGACUACCUCAUCCAGAGACGAUAUCCGUACGAGCGUAUAGAUGGUAGAGUCCGUGGUAAUUUGCGGCAGGCAGCCAUUGACAGGUUCUCCAGACCAGACUCGGACCGUUUCGUCUUUCUGCUGUGUACAAGAGCCGGAGGACUCGGCAUCAACUUGACUGCAGCAGAUACCUGCAUCAUCUUUGACUCUGACUGGAACCCUCAGAACGACCUCCAGGCCCAGGCAAGGUGUCAUCGUAUCGGCCAGUCCAAGGCAGUCAAGAUCUACCGCCUGAUCACCAGGAACAGCUACGAGAGAGAGAUGUUCGAUAAGGCCAGUCUGAAGCUGGGUCUUGACAAGGCUGUGCUUCAGAGUAUGAGUGGACGAGAGAACGCCAACAGUGGGGUCCAGCAGUUAUCCAAAAAGGAGAUUGAGGACUUGUUGAGGAAGGGAGCAUAUGGAGCUCUAAUGGAUGAGGAAGAUGAAGGCUCAAAAUUCUGCGAGGAAGACAUCGACCAAAUCCUUCAGAGGCGAACCCACACCAUCACCAUUGAGUCCGAGGGCAAGGGCUCUACCUUUGCUAAGGCCAGUUUCGUUGCGACGGGUAACCGAACAGAUAUCUCUCUGGAGGAUCCAGACUUCUGGCAGAAAUGGGCCAAGAAAGCUGAGCUUGACAUGGAUGCCAUCAAUGGACGGAAUACGCUGGUUAUCGACACACCGAGGGUUAGGAAACAGACCCGCCACUACAGCAGUGUCAAAGAGGACGAGAUGCUGGAGUUCUCUGAGCUGGAGAGCGACGAGGACGAACCGAGCAAACCCUCAUCCAAACCACGACGGCCCCAAGACAAAGCCCAGGGCUACCCCCGAUCUGAGUGCUUCAGAGUGGAGAAGAACCUGCUGGUCUACGGUUGGGGUAGGUGGAGCGACAUCCUGGCUCACGGUCGUUUCAAGCGCCCCCUUAAGGAGUCGGAUGUGGAAACUAUCUGCAGGGCUCUCCUGGCCUAUUGCCUGCUGCAUUACCGUGGAGACGAGAACAUCAAAAGUUUCAUCUGGGAUCUCAUUACCCCAAGCGCAGAUGGGACCACCAAGACCCUGACCAACCACUCUGGUCUCUCUACCCCUGUGCCUAGGGGCAGGAAGGGCAAGAAGGGGAAGCCCCAGGCCCCGCCUCCACAAACUCCACGAGCUGAUUGGCUGGCGAGCUGCAAUCCUGACCAUUUACUGCAAGAAGAUAGCUACAAGAGGCACCUGAAGCAUCACUGUAACAAGGUGUUGCUAAGAGUGAGAAUGCUGUAUUACCUGCGGCAGGAAGUCAUUGGCGACCAGGCCGAGCGUAUCCUGGAAGGAGGCGACUCAAGUGUGCUGGACGUCUGGAUUCCACAGCCCUUCCAUGCUGAGGUCCCGGCUGACUGGUGGGACAGCGAGGCUGACAAAUCUCUGCUCAUCGGCGUCUUCAAACACGGCUAUGAGAAGUACAACUCUAUGCGUGCCGACCCCGCCCUGUGUUUCUUGGAGCGCGUGGGCAUGCCAGACGCCAAAGCUAUCGCUGCUGAGCAGAGGGGCUCUGACAUGAUGGCAGAUGGUGUUGAGGGGGAAGAUGAGGAUCCAGAGUACAAGCCACUGCGCAUGCCUUUUAAAGAUGACAUGGACGACUUCACCAACUCUCCGCUGGAUGACAAAGAUGAUACAGUGGAGGGUGAGAAUGAAGCUAAAUCUGGCGAAAAUGGUCAAAGUGCGUCUGCCGUGGGUGGAACUUCAGGCUCCAAUGAGCGGCUCUAUUGGCCAGCAGCCUCUGCGCUGACGGCCCGUCUGCGUCGCCUUAUCACGGCCUACCAGCGCUCCAACCGACGAGAGCAGCUCCGCCAGGAGGCACUCAACCGACCUGAUGGUCGCCGCCGUCGACGCAGGGAGUUCCUGCCUUCCAUCGCCAUGGUUACUGACACAGGCGGAGGAGCAACUUACAUCCAAGAUGGAACGGGGGUGUUCAUGACAGAAGGAAGUCCGUAUCUGGCUAAAGGAGGUGCUUACUUUGCCAAAGGUGGACAGUUCAUGGCAGAGGCGUCACCAGUGAUGAACGCCAGCUCUCUGAUGACUGAUGGAUCCAUGUACUACAAGGAGAGAAGACAAAGAUGGACGCGUCGUGAGGAGGCGGAUUUCUAUCGAGUUGUGUCCACUUUUGGAGUGGUCUUGGAUACCCAGCGUCAGAAAUUUGAUUGGUCACAGUUCAGGGCUUUUGCACGACUGGACAAAAAAACAGAUGAGAGCUUGGAGAAAUAUUACUACUCCUUCAUUGCCAUGUGUAAACGGGUCUGCAGAAUGCAAGUCAAGACUGAUACAGAGCUGCCAGACCCGACCUUGAUCAUUGACCCCAUCACAGAGGAGCGUGCCUCUCGCACCUUGUACCGCAUUGAGUUGCUCCGCCGCAUCCGAGAGCAGGUUCUUCCCAAUCCACUGCUCUCUGAGCGCCUCAAGCUCUGCCAACCCUCCCCAGACCUCCCAGAGUGGUGGGAAUGUGGACGCCAUGACCGAGAUCUCCUUCUGGGUGCCUCUAAGCAUGGUGUGAGCCGUACAGAUUAUCACAUCUUAAACGACCCCACCUUAGCCUUUCUGGAGGCCCACCAACGCUUCACGAGUCAGAGAGGGGCCGGUGUCAACACUGCAGCCCCAGGAGAGCUCACCAAAGGUGGGAUGGCAGCGGCAGAAUCUACCUCUGCUCCUCUUCUCACCCCCACAGAACUGGCAAGCGCUGCCGCUGCUGCCGAAAUUGCUCUUAAUGCAGCUAAAGAGGAGGAAGGAGAAGGGAAGGCAGAUAUCGAGGCAAAAAUAGAGGGAGAAGAUGUCAAAGUCAUUCCAUGUACCAAGACUGAAACUCCUGAUGAACAGAAGGAAAAUGAAGGGGAGGUAACAGAAGGGAAAGACGAGGCUGCCGCUUCCCCAAGGAUGGAGGUAAAGAAAGAAGAGACCCAGCCAAACGUCAGCAAAGACGAACAGGAGGCACAGAAGGAGCAGCAGUGUGGAGAAGACUGCAAGACUUUGAAGACUGAAAAUGACCAAAAGAAAGACGUGACAGAAGAGAAAAGCAGCUUGAGUCCUGCUGACUCUCUCAGUGACCAGAAGGAGACAACCACCGACCUCCCAGAACAUUCCAGCUCCUCUCCUAAAUCACAGCCAGGUCACAAGACUGCAGAGGGAGACGGCGAGGAAAGGGAAAACCCAGAGUCUCCUAAAUCUCCCAAGUCUGCUGACACUGAGAAGAGCCCAGAGGAGGAAGAGGAGGAGAGGAUGGAUGAAGAUGACAAGUCAGAGAAAUCUUCUCAAGCUGAAGCGAGUGCGGCAUCAGAGCAGAAGAACUUUGAUGAGGAGAGCAUCGCGUCUCUGAGCACAUCAGCCAGAGACGAAACCAGAGAUGGGUUCUGUCCUGACGACCUGCCAGAAUCAUCUGCACUGCAGGCCUUACAGGACCGUGCCUAUGCGUUCUCUUUCUGGCCUAAGGAUCGAGUGAUGAUCAACAGGAUGGAUAACAUCUGCGAGGCAGUCCUGAAGGGCAAGUGGCCUGUCAACAGACGCCACGUCUUUGACUUCCCCAGCAACUUGUUGCCAGGGCAUGGCUCCGCGGCAGCCACAGCGGCCGCUGCCAUGACAACCGAGAGCCCACUGCAGAGGCGGAGCCUGGUUGAGCUGACGAUGGCCGGCAUCCACACGCCAUACAGUGGGAGCGAAGACAAAACACUAUCACCACAGGUUCACGAGGAUGUGCCUCGACAGAGGAGGAGAAGGAGGAGAAAGAUUGAGAUAGAGGCGGAGAGGGCAGCCAAGAGACGUAACCUGAUGGAGAUGGUGGCUCAGCUGAGAGAGAGCCACGCUGCUGCUGAGACGCAAAGCCAGGCUAUAGACCUUACCAAGGGUAUGCAUCAUCACCACAAGGCCUCUCCUUCAUUAGCCGGCUUCCCAACUACCCUGGUGACAAACCCCUCCCUCAAAGCCCAAAUGGAGUUGCUGCAGCAAGCGAAGCACUCCGGACACAGAGCCAACGGGUCCCUGGAUGCUGACCUGCCCACCAUGAGGAGGAGGAGGGGCCGCAGGAAAAACGUGGAGGGCCUGGAGCUGCUGUUUAUGGGCAACAAGAGAGCAGGAGGGGAUGAUGCCGAUGGGUCGAAGGUUUCACGUGGGGAGGGGGUGCAGGAUACUGCCCGUGCCCACAGACCCCACGCUGUGCCAGAGCAGAGCCCCAGUGCCAGACCUCUUGCCUCUGGCAGUCUGGAGGAGGAAGAUGCAGCAGUUUCCAACAAGGAGCUGGGAGAGUGGCUGAGGCAGCACCCGACAUACACCAUGGACAUGGCUGGAUUCACACCAAAGAGUGAGGAACUGCUGCUGUCUCAGUUCUCUAAGCCCAAGCAGAAGCGCCAUCGCUGUCGAAACCCCAACAAAAUCGACAUUAACACCCUGACUGGGGAUGAGAGAGUGCCUGUGGUCAACAGACGAAAUGGACGCAAGAUGGGUGGAGCUAUGGCUCCACCAAUGAAGGACCUUCCCAGGUGGUUACUGGAGAACCCAGAGUUUUCUAUUGCCCCUGAUUGGACAGACAUUGUCAAACAGUCGGGUUUCCUGCCAGAAGCCAUGUUUGACCGCCUUCUGACCGGCCCUGUUGUCAGAGAGGAGGGUGUCCGUCGCCGGGGACGAAGGCCCAAAUCAGAGAUAGUCAAGGCAGCUGCAGCUGCUCAGGCAGCAGCAGCAGCUCAGGCUGCUCAGGCAUCACUGGCUUCAGCCGCUUCAUCUGCAGGAGGCAUCAACCCUCUGCUACUGAACAGUCUGUUUGGAGGGAUGGACCUAUCUUCUCUCCAGAGCCUCCAGUCUCUCCAGUUGGCCGCUGGUCUGAUGGCCUUCCCUCAUCCCACUGACCCCAAGCAGGCUGCUGCCAACGCUGCCGCUGCCUCCAUGCUGCCCCUCAUGCUGCCAGGCAUGGGAGGCCUGCCCAACAUGGCUGCCGCCCUCCCCAACAUGUUCAGCCUUGGUGGGCUCUUUGGUGGAAACCUGGCGACAGCUGCUGCUGCCUCCACAGCUGCCUCCGCCUCAGUAGGUAACACCAACGGAACGAUGGAGGGAGAGGGAGAGGGAGAGGGAGGAGACGGGGACGAGGCCGCGACAACGAAGAGGAAGAGAGAGGAAAAAGAAGAGGAAGAAGACGGUGAUGAGGCGAGAGAGGAUGAAGAGGCUGAGGGAAAUGAGGAAAGUGUGAAGAAAACAAAGAAGAAGAAGAAGAUGGAGAAAUCACCUAAUGAUGUCACUGCAGCCUCUCAGAUCCCAGCUGCUGAUUCAUCAGCUGAGACAUCCAUCAACGGCGACGCUGCCGCCCUGCUGGCGGCUGCUGGCAUGUCCACCAAUUCGCUGGCGUUCAACCCUUUCCUCCUCUCCACCAUGGCCCCCGGUCUCCUCUACCCCUCCAUGUUCCUACCUCCUGGGCUCGCGGGGCUGAGCCUGCCAGGCUUCCCCACCGCCUCCACCCUGGCCGAGCUGCAGAGCGCCAUGGCUGGAGCGCUGGGGGGGAACACCGUGACCCCAAACCCCCCGAGAGACGAGGAGGACAAGAAAGGGGGGCUGAAAUCUACAGGAGAGGAGGAGGAGGAGGAGGAGGACGAAGAGGAGGAGGACGAAGAGGGAGCAGACAGUGACUUGGCUGAGGAGAAGGAGGGGGGAGUAGAGGGGGAGACGAGGGGCGAGGCUGAGGAUUCUGCUCUCGAGGAGGACGGAGGGGUUGGAGAGGAGGAGGCAGGAGCAGCAUCUCCUCAAAAGGACACAAGUGUCUGAAAUAAAACACAAAACUGACUGGCCUUAGACAUUUCCUCACCUCUGACCUCUCCCUCUUGUCCCCCUCACCACGUUUACACGCCUCCACCAGAAAUAUCCAAACUAUUAUAAACCCUUUUUUUUCUUUGCGUUGUUGUUGAUGAUUUCUCUUUAACGCUUUGUUGUUUAUUUUUUUGGCCAGGUAUAUUUACUAUGCGUCAGAGAGGACGAGGUGUGCGUGUGUUAAGUUAAAUCUCUCUGAUCGAUAGUGUAGUCAGGGAAAAUUCUCACAGCUGCUCGCUCAGAGCUCAGCUCUUCUUCAAAGACUUUGUUUCUUUCUCUUCUAUCUGGUUGGCCUGUGUGCACUGUGAACGGUGCACAUACACUUUUGUCACCCACAAUCCCUCAAAUAGGACUUCAAGUUUCCAGUAGUGCUAUUAUUAUUAUUAUUGUUAUUAUUAUUAUUGCUGCUUUCAGCUCUCAGAUCUUCUAUUUUUAGUUUUUCCUUCUUCUGGACUGUUUUGUUGUUGGCAGCAUCUCAGUAAAACAAGAAGAAAUGCCCGUUGCUUGUUUUAAGACCAGUUCUCAAAAGAAAAAUAAGCCGCAUUACAGCUUACCUGGCUGUCUGUCUGACAAAGCUGCUGCAAAAGGAAUUGUUGGUAAUGGAGUUGGUUGAGCUGCUCUGUCUCGGGGCAGAUUGUUUUUAGUUCUCACAUAUCAGACCAGGUAGAUUCUGAGGAGGAAAAUGAAACCAGACUGGCCUAAAAUUCAGUCUCACACACUGACUACCACACACACAUCAAUACAUACUUGAUCAUGUUGUGCACACACACAACCACACACACACACACACAUUCAGGUGUUCACCACUACACACACUAACUGCUUCUGUCAUGUGACUGUUUCUGGGAGGACUCGUCCCUGCAGCUGUUUUCCGCUACAUGUAUGUGUGUGCUUGUGUGCACACUGAACCAAUACUGUUAAACCCAGUCCCACACUGAAGUCUCGAGUCUUUCCACUGCCACAUCUGAAUCCUGUCUCUGUUUUCGAGGCGGCUAGUUUUGGUGGGGGGGUGGCAGGCGGGCUGGGUCUGCCACCCAUCAGGCCUUCUGAUUGGUCCACCUCACACUGCCAAAACCAGACGUGCUUGUUCAGAGCUUUCUGUGAAUAGAUUUGGAGCGGCGAUCCACACAGGGAUGUGUGAUGUUUCAGGUUUAUUCUUUAAAGGGGGCACGUGAAAUGGUUGAAUUUUCCCGGUUGCUGCCACAGUAAAAUCUUUUUUUUUUUUUUUAAUAUUAUUUUCUUUUUCUCUUUCCUUCACAUCCCGGUAGUUCCAGACCAAGUGCUGCUCCCUGGUGACCUUCUCUUUAAAGACUGUUGCUCUAGUCACACACACUGACACCAGACCUGGCCAGAACAGGACUGAGACACAUUUUCUUUAUGAAGAACUCUGGUCACUGAGUAAGUUUUAAAUACUUGAAAAGCACAAGCUGUGCUUGAUUUGUUUCCAUUCCCCGAGGCCAGUUCAAGUGUUUGAGAUAAAUCAAGUGCUGCAAGUGGUUCAAAUAUUUGAAAGUACAUUCAAACACAUACAUACACGCACACACUGUGGCCAGGUCUUAUUAACAUUUGCUAUCACAGCCAGCCCAGCAGACAGAGAGAGAGAGAAAGAGAGAGAGAGAGAGAGAAGUGGGUUGUAGGGGUAGAGAUCAGUUUAGGCUCCCUGAAGACACCUUCCCCAUCAAAGGUCCUCUUUCUCCUCUCAUGCUGAGACAGCAAUAACCAAGGCAGCUUUUGAAUGUUCCAACAUCACUCUCCCAACACACACACACACACACACACACACACACACACACACACACUAUAUGAAUAACCACAAGUGUCGUAUGAUAUAAAACAAAACUAAAACUGUAAAUGAUGACAAAUAAGUACUGCAAUCAAUUUUGUCUCACUCUGUUCCUGUUGAUGCACUGGUGUUAAAGAGUUAAAAUAAUCAGGUACCUUUAUUACUUAGCUACUUUUCUUGAAAAAAAAUGGACUUUUUGUUACUUUUAGCCAGCAAGCUGAAGAGCAUUACCUCAAAAUUCUUAUCUAGCCUUGAAGUUUACAGACAUACCAUGUAAAUGUUUUUUUUUUCUCUUUUUUUGGUGUGUGUCUUUUUGUUGUUGUUUUUUUUUUUUUUUUUUGAAACAUCAUGUAUGAUGAAUUGUAGCUAUGAUGCUUUUAAUAAAAGUGAAUCAUAUUCGCCUAGGAAACCA
This is a messenger RNA of Mugil cephalus (flathead mullet), 12639 nucleotides long. It is a transcript of the gene chd7, whose product is annotated as chromodomain helicase DNA binding protein 7. Bases 434 to 10402 code for a protein of 3322 amino acids. The record is from RefSeq and is a predicted model, not a curated record. The transcript has 41 exons. Gene Ontology annotation, molecular function: protein binding; ATP-dependent chromatin remodeler activity; ATP binding. Lineage: Eukaryota; Metazoa; Chordata; Actinopteri; Mugiliformes; Mugilidae.